[Candida] anglica is the source of this 954-nucleotide messenger RNA. Lineage: Eukaryota; Fungi; Ascomycota; Pichiomycetes; Serinales; Debaryomycetaceae. The record is from the annotation of a GenBank genome assembly.
AUGGAAGUUAAACUGGAUGUACCACUCCCCUUCCGGAUGAAGGACCUGCUGAGACUCGUACAGGAGACAGUUGAAGGUCCUGAUGGAAUUCAGUUCAAUACCAUCACCGUGGAACCUGCAACCACCGGGAAGGAACAAAGACCUCCAUGCCGAGGUAAAGUUCUCUUUGUUCACGGAUGGUGUGAACACGUUGGAAUGUACUAUCGAAUCAUGGAAACCUUGGCGGACCAGGGAUUCGAAUGCCAUGCAUUCGACCAACGUGGGUCGGGGAAGACCUCUUUGGGUAAAUAUAGAGGCCGUGUAGGACGUACCAAAGAAGUCAUUUACCGUGAUUUGGACUCAAUGAUUGAACAUUUUUUCUUUAAUAGUAGUCUGGAGGAGGGUGAAAAACAGGACUCACACAUUCUUGUAGGCCAUUCUAUGGGCGGUGGGAUUGCUCUCAACUACGCAGUCCACGGUAAAUAUCGUAAUGAACUAACUCAUGUCAUCACCACUGGUCCCUUAGUUCUGGUGCAUGCUUCCGUUCUCCCCUCUCCAUGGUUUGUAUAUCUUUUGGGCACUGUAGCGUCAUGGUUCCCCAACAUGACAUAUCUGACAUGCAAUGGGCCCACCACCACCACAAGCUCACCGUACUGGAAGGAGUACCUUGGCACCGAGCUUCUUUGCCAAGGAUUGGGUACGCUUGGCCAAUUGAGCAACAUGCUUUCUAGAGGACAUGACUUACUCCAUGGCGACAUUUCCACCAUCAACCCAAACGUGAAGCUUUUGGUUUUACACGCGGAACAUGACAACUACACCUGUAUCAAGGCACUGGAACAAUUUGUAAAUAGAGUCGAUUUAAAACACAAGGAGUUUCAUAAGGUUGAAGGAGCAUGUCAUUCAUUAUUCAUUGAGAGUGAUCCCAUAUACAACAAGGUUUCUGAGAAGAUCAAUGUCUUCCUAGCUGACGUGUAG